AUACUCCUGAAACGUUCCUCCCGCACUCAGAGUCUCAGACACGCUUACGCAGAGAGCCAGAGAGAGAGAGAGACAGAGAGAGAGAGAGAGAGCGUAGCAGAGUCAUUGAUACUUUGAUAGAAAGAGUGGACAGUGAAGCAAAAAUUUUUGCUCCAUUAAUGCAUCUCAAGAAGAAAGCGUGACCUUUCCUUUUUCACGGAUUCCAUCUCAGAAUCUGCAACGAUCGACAGCUUCAACACCUCCUAAAUACCUCCUCAUCAAGACUUCGGUCUCAUUCUGCAAAUCAAAAUGGAGCUUAGUAAAAUGACGUUAGAGAUAUUUUCGAAACUUGAACAGAAAUGGCUCUCGCAUUGCGAGGACAAGAAAACAAGAAUUCUCAGCAUCGAUGGUGGAGGAACCAAAGGCCUAAUCGCCGGUGCAGCCUUAAUCCAUCUCGAAGAGCAGAUCCAAUCCAGGACUGGCGAUCCUCAAUCUCGUAUCGUCGACUUCUUCGAUGUCCUCGCAGGUACUGGAAUCGGCGCCAUUUUUUCUGCAAUGCUGACGGCAGAUGACGGCACCGGUCGUCCGAUCUUCACCGCCAAGGAUGCCGUUGAAUUCGUGAUGAAGAAUCAGUCCACGAUGUUCAAGAUCAAGAAUGGUGGUUUUCUCCGUCGCCGACAGAGAUUUUCCGAUAAGUGCAUCGACAAUGUUUUGAAGGCGGUAUUACGCAGGAAUGACGGUAAGUUUUUGACGUUGAAGGACACGUGCAAGCCUCUUCUCGUCCCCUGCUAUGACCUGAAUAGCUCUGCGCCAUUUGUCUUCUCCCGUGCCGACGCUUCAGAAUCUCCAAGCUUCGAUUUCGAACUCUGGAAGGUCUGCCGUGCCACAUCCGCCACUCCGAGCCUCUUCAAGCCGUUCCAGUUAACCUCCAUUGACGGCAAAACAUCUUGCUUGGCUAUCGAUGGAGGUCUUGUCAUGAACAACCCUACCGCCGCUGCCGUUACUCACGUCUUGCAUAACAAACGGGAUUUCCCUUCCGUUAACGGCGUCGAAGACUUGCUCGUUCUAUCGUUAGGUAACGGGCCGUUGAGUAGCUCCACACGCCGGCGACUGAAACGCAACGGCGAAUGCUCGACGCCGUCAGUCAUUGACAUUGUUCUUGACGGCGUCUCUGAAACCAUCGAUCAAAUGCUCGGGAACGCAUUUUGUUGGAAUCGUAUGGACUACGUGAGGAUUCAGGUCAACGGCUUCGAAACGGAAAUCGGGGAGCCCUCAAUGGAGGAUGUACUGAGGGAGAGGGGAGUGGAGUCGUUACCAUUUGGAGGGAAGCGGUUGCUGACGGCGACGAACGGACAGAGAAUUGAGAACUUCGUUCAACGGCUUGUUGCUUCGAAGAAGAGCAGUCUACCACCAAGCCCCUGCAAGGAAAACGCCGUUAGUCUCCUUGCAAAUGGCCGUUAGUUUUGUCUUUUUCUUUUUAUUAACAAUCCCAACCCAAUUACCCAAACCGACUGUGUAUUAAUCCUGGUUUACUUAUCUCUCUCUCUAUCUCUUUCGGAGUUAAAUAUAUAAUUCUGGAAAUAAAUAUAUAUAUCCGACCACUAUCUGAGUUAAUCUUGUUUAA
Messenger RNA from Nelumbo nucifera (sacred lotus), 1603 nucleotides. Its product is annotated as putative inactive patatin-like protein 9. Gene Ontology annotation, biological process: lipid metabolic process. Lineage: Eukaryota; Viridiplantae; Streptophyta; Magnoliopsida; Proteales; Nelumbonaceae. The record is from RefSeq and is a predicted model, not a curated record.